GAAUAUGUUUAAUGCAGGCUUUAAAGGUGGUGUAUGGAUUCUGACAGGAUCACCCAGUAUGUUUUCAGAGUUUAUGCAUUCAUGUGGAGAUACAGUUAAUCAGAUGUUUCUGGCUAUAGGGAGGUAUUUGUCUCUUAAGCAUCCAGACCCUAGUCAUCCGUACGGGUACAAAAAUCAUGUACAUAUCAUGUCAAUUCUGAGUGGAGGUUUCAUCUUCAGUGUAGGUUGUGGUCUCACGUUGUAUCAUGGCAUUCUGGGAAUCUUCAACCCAAUCGUUAUUGACCAUAAUAGUUUAAAAUGGGCCAUGUAUGUGUUAGCAGGAACAUUUGCUACAGAAUCAGCAUCAUUAGGCUAUGCAAUAUUAGAAAUCUCAAAGAAAGCCAAGGCAUCUGGCAUGUCUUUUAUAUCAUUUGUUAAAGAGGGGGAUGACCCAUUAAGUAAUGUUGUAUUGCUAGAAGAUGCAGCUGGUGUUUUAGGAGUGAUUAUAUGUGGAACAGCUAUGACCUGCAGUUAUGUAUUAGCUCAUAUAUUAUGUAUAUUCAGAGCAUUACCAUACGAGGCAGAGAUCAAGAAAUACAUGGAAAGUGACAGAUUUGUCAAUGCUGUGCUGGACAAUAAGACGCUAGAUUUCGGAGAUGAGAGCCGCUUUAAGUCGGAGGUUGUACUAGAUGCCAAAUUGAUCACAAAACAUUUCCUGAACACAGAGGUAGAUUUAGAUGCCAUGCUUGUGAAAUGGAAGAGUGUACAUACAACAGAGGAAAUGGAGGUGUUUCUAGAGGAGUUUGGUUCUCAGAUAUAUGAUCAGAUAGUCGCACAUGUAGAUAGGAAGGAAAGAGAUAUAAAGAAAAAGUUUCCAGAAAUACGGCACAUUGACAUAGAGCCGAGUUGAUGAUCCUAUCGUAGAAAAAUUCACCAUCUAGUUUGUACACUAAAAAAUCACCAUAGAAGUCUUGUCACUUCGGCCAGGCUUUUUGUCCCGUUUACCAAGCCAACAAAAAGCCAACCAAAAAGCCUGAAACCAACCGCUGUAAAACACACUGUCAGCUUUUACAAAGUGGAGAGAUAUUGUUGACAAUCUACUAAUAUGUGUUCCAAAAAAAACAACAAUAUUCUGAAGAAUGCGAAAUCAUUGCAGUCAUUGUGCUUUUUACAUUAUCGCAUUGUCAUCUUGACAUGUGUACUUGAUUAUUUAUAUAGCUAGGAAAUUCUGUAAUUCACACUUUAUUAGGUGCAAUCAGUAUUUCAUGUUGUAAGGUGGUUUCAGGUGAUUUAUUAGUCUUUAUUUUAGUAUGUGUAUGCCAAAAUCUGGUCCAGCUAGUCAAUAGUAAAGUAAAAUUACUGCAUGUCAAGAUGCUAUUCAGCUGCUUUAUAGAAAAUGGGUUGUUUAAUUGAAAGGUCAAUGGCAAAAGGAAUGCAUUGUGGUACUGUGUUGUUAUCAAAUAUUCUGCACUGAUUGUUUAUAUAGUAGCUAUUUUCAUUUUAAAAUUCAAUGAAAUUAAAUGUUGUGGUAACUCUAGCAA
Messenger RNA from Ruditapes philippinarum (Manila clam), 1520 nucleotides. RefSeq names its product proton-coupled zinc antiporter SLC30A9, mitochondrial-like. Gene Ontology annotation, biological process: zinc ion transport; transmembrane transport. The record is from RefSeq and is a predicted model, not a curated record. Gene Ontology annotation, molecular function: monoatomic cation transmembrane transporter activity. Gene Ontology annotation, cellular component: membrane. Lineage: Eukaryota; Metazoa; Mollusca; Bivalvia; Venerida; Veneridae.